UUCAAACUACAGUAUUAAUAAAGAAGAAGAGUCAAAUUGAUUUAAUCGGUGGUCACAGGACUCACAGCUUUUAUUUUAUUUAUUAUUAAGCUCUCAGUUUCAUUUUCUGCGUGAGAGAGAGAGAGAGAGAGACAAUGCCGUUGGUGAGGUUCAAGAUACGGAACGAGCUAAGCUUAGGUGGCCCUGAGCUGAAUCGCAGCGCCGCCGUGGAAAAUGAGGAACCCAAGGCGAUUCUCGGCGCUGUUGAAGUUGCUGGACUCAUCGGCAUACUUCGUCAGUUAGGCGAUCUCGCCGAAUUUUCCGCAGAAGUAUUUAAUGGCAUACAAGAAGAAGUGACUGUUACAGCGUCAAGGUGUCAGAAAUUGACAGGCCGUGUUAGGCGGAUAGAGUCAGCGCUGUCACCUCUUGAAAAGGCUGUGUUGUCACAGACAAGCCACAUACAUUUUGCAUAUACCGCAGGCUCUGAGUGGCAUCCUCGUAUAAGGAAUGGACAUAGUCAUUUUGUGCAGAGUGAUUUGCCACUGUGUGUUAUGGAAAGUUAUGAACAAUGCAGAGAUCCUCCUCCUUUGCAUCUGCUUGAUAGAUUUUCUAUAGGUGGUCCUGGAUCGUGUCUGAGAAAAUACUCUGACCCAACAUUCUUUAGAAAAAAAUUAGGCAACCCCAAUAAAGCAGACGAUAUCAAGGUCCAGAGAGAUCAAGCUCACCGCAAGCGAAAGAAAAAAAGAUUACCACAAAGAAACAUUUGCAGAUCAAAUGCAGUAUCUACAUCGGAUGAAACUAAUGGGCCUCAUCUCAGUUCUCUUACUGAUGACAGACAGACAACAUCUCAGAGUACGUCCACAGUUGACAUGCCACGUAGCUCUAAUAUGCAGGAAUUAUCUGAUAUCAUGGACCAAUCUCAUCUGCAAGGACAGUUAGAUGUGCAAGAACAAAGUGAAGCACAAGUACAAUCAGAUUUUCAAGAGUCAUCAAAAGCUCGUGAUUCUAUUACUGGUUCAGGAUAUAUUGAGUAUGUCAUCAAUCAAAGUCCUGUUAAUAAGCCUGAAGUGAAGCUAGUAGAGGGUUAUCUGUCUGGGUCCUUACAACCUGCUGAUAGAAUAGGUUCAGCUGUUCCUGAAGGGUGCACAGGUGUUGUAGAUGAUAAUAUCCUAUAUAGCCCCUCAGAAGACCUACAUGGGCCUUGUGUCUCUGUUUCUCGUGAAAAGAAAAAAGAAAAACUUGAACCUAUGGAAAAGAAAAGCAGCAAAGUUGAAGAAGUGUCUGAGAUGCAUGAGUCAAAAUUUGGUCCAGAAACACCAGACAGGGGUAGGCAAAAUCAAAAGGACUUUGAUAGGACGCAUAUUUUGUUUGAUGAGGUAGAUAUUGUGCAAGAAAACGAGAGUAAGAACCAGGCCAACAAUAUUGAUGGAACACUAGUACUUGAGAGCGAAGGAGAAGAUAAGAGUGAACAAGGAAGUGAAGUAGAUGAGUUUGUGGAUGCUCGUAAUACAAUUGAUUCGGAAUCAGAGAGUGAUCUUGAUGGAGUACCAAAACCGAAACUAGAGCAUUAUUUUGGGGAUGUUAGUACAUAUUGUUCGGAAGAUGCUAACAGUGACAACAAUGAUGGAUCAGAAGAUACACCAUAUGAACAAAUGGCACAUGCUCCACGCCAUGAAAACCCUCUAGAUGAAUCUUGUUCAGGUUCCUGCCUUCCUAAUGAUGCAAAUGGUUCCUUUUGCCUUUCAGAUCCAGUGUGUGGGAAAAUUCUGUCUUAUGAUGAGACUUUUCAAAAGCCAUGGGAAUUUUUUGCAGAGUGCCCUUCAUUAUUGGCUGAAGAAGCUUUUCCGAAUAUAGCAGUUUUGCGAGAAGAACCUGUUGCUGCACAUCCCAUUUUGGCAGGAGACUCUACUCAGGAAAAUAUCUCAUCUGAAUAUCCGACAUCCUCAUGUCUGUCACUGAAAGAUGCUAUUCCUACUGAAAAGAUAUUGCCAGAAGAACAUUUGGCCAACCAUCCAUCUCUCGCAGAAGCUAUUCCCCAUGAAAAGACCGCACCAGGAGAGUCUGUUGCCAAAUUUCCGUCUUUUGCAGAAAGGAUGGAGCUUUCGAGUGAGGAUUGGCCGAGGGCAGUUCGAGAUGUACCGGAAAUCCUGCCCCAAGAAAAAAUAUUGCCUAGAAAAUCUCUUCCCAGCACUCUGUCUGUGGCAGAAUCUGUGUAUGACAAUAUGACCCCGUCAGGAGAACCUGACACAGCUCGUCCAUCUUUUUCCGAAGCUAUCCAAGAAAAUAAUUCAAAAAAUCUGUCUGUGCCAGAGGCUGAUUCACAAGAGAAAAUCUCACUUGAAGAAGCUGUUGGGAUCUAUCCGUGUUUGGUAAAAUCUGUUCCAGAUGAAAGGUUAUUGACAGAAGAAAUAGAAGAACCUGCCACCACAUGUCAGUCUUUGACAAAAGCUAUGCCUAUAGAAAAAAAUUUCCCAGAACAACUUUUGGAAGAGCAUCAUUAUUUGUUAGAACUGCCUAAAGAAAAGAUCUUGCAAGAAACAUUUGUUGGUUCUACACAUCCAUCAUGUGCUAAAGCUGGUCCAGACGCAAAUCUAUCAUCUGAAGUUCUUACUUCCACAUAUUUGUCUGUGGCCGAAGCUAUUCCACAAGAGCAGAUGCCACUUGAAGAAUUUGUUGGCGUAAAUCCGUAUUUGGCAGAAGCUAAUCCUGAUGAAAGGUUCUCGCCAGAAGAACCUGUUACCACUCAUCUGUCUUUGACAAAAUCCGUGGUCAUUGAAAAGGUCUUGGCAGAAGAGCUUUUGGAAACAUAUCCUGGAGAACUACCUAAAGAAAAUAUUUUGCACGAGGAAACUGAUGAUGCCACAGAUCCAUCGGAAGCUGUUAGUGAUGAAGAAAUCUUAUCAGAAGUUUCUAAUUCCACAAAUGUGUCACUGGAAGAAUCUCUUCCAGAAGAGCAACUCUCAGUUGAAGAAUUUGUUGGCAUAAAUCCGUUUUUGGCAAAAGCUAUUCCUGAUGAAACUUUUUUGCCAGAAGAGAAUGUCCCCACAUGUCUCUCUUUGACAAAAGCGGCAGCAAUUGAAGGAGUCUUGCCAGAAAAAUCUUUGGAAACAUAUCCUUCCUUGGUAGAAUUGUCUAAAGCGAAGAUGUCGCAUGAGGAAACUAAUGAUGUCACACGUCUGUCUGAAGCUAUUUAUGAUGAAGAAAUCUCAUCAGAAGUUUCUGAGUCCACAAAUUUGUCACUAGAAGAAGCUCUUCCGCAAGAGAAAAUCUCACUUGAAGAAGUUGGGGGCAUAAAUCCGUGUUUGGCAGAAGCUAUUCCUGAUGAAAGGUUAUUGCCAGAAGAACCCGGCAUCCCAUAUCUCUCUUUGACAAACGAUGCGGCAAUUAAAGGAAUCUUGCCAGAAAAACCUUUGGAAACGUAUCUUGCACUGGCAGAAUUGCCUGAAGAAAAGGUUUUGCAUGAAGAAGCUGAUGAUGCCACACAUCCAUCUCUUUUUGAAGCUGUUAGUAAUGAACAAAUCUUACCAGAACUUCUUGAUUCCACAAAUUUGCUUGUGGCAGAAGCUGAACUACAAGAGCAAAUCCCAGUUGAAGAAUAUGUUGGGAUAGAUCCAUGUUUCACAGAAGCUAUUCCAGAUAAGAGGCCAGAGGGACCAGUCAUCACAUGUAUGUCUAUUGAAGAAGGCUUGCCAGAAGAACCGUUAGAAGCGUAUGCUUCUUUGGAACAAUUGCCUAAAUAUAAGAUCUCACAAGAAACAAUUGAUGAUACCAAACAUCCAUCUUGUGCCAAAACUGAAAGUGAUGAAAACAUCGCACCAGAAGUUCUUGAUUUAACAAAUUUGUCUGUGGCAGAAGCUAUUCCUCAUAUGCAAAUCUCACUUGAAGAAUCUAGUGGCAUAGUUCCGUUUUCGGCAGUAGAUGUUCCUGAUGAAAGGAUUUCGCCUGAAGAACCUAUCACCACAUGUCUGCCUUUGGCAAAAGCCAUGCCUAUUGAGACAAUCAUUCCUGAAAAAUCUUCGGAAAUAUAUCCUUCUUCGGAAGAAUCGUAUGAAGAAAAGAUCUUGCAAGAUGAAGAACCUGAUGAUGCCACACAUCCAUCUUUUUCUGAAACUGUUGGUGAUAAAAAGAAUUCGCCACUAGAAAUGCAUGGUUCCACAUAUCCGUCUUUGGAAGAAUCUGUUCAUCUCGAGAAAACCUCACAUGAAGAACUUCUUAGCACAAAUUCGUUUUUGGCAGUAGCUGUUCCUGAUGAAAGGAUUUUGCCAGAAGAACCUGUUACCACAUGUGUGCCUUUGACAAAAGCCACGCCUGUUGAAACAAUCUUUCCAGAAGAAUCUUUGGAAGUGUAUCCUUCUUUGGUUGAAUCGCAGGAAGAAAAGAUUUGGCAAGAAGAAGAACUUGAUGAUGCCACACAUCCAUCAUUUUCUGAAGCUGUUGGUGAUGAAAAGAUCUCGUCACUAGAAGUUCCUGAUUCCACAUAUCCAUCUUUAGAAGAAUCUGUUCCGCAUGAGAAAAUUUCACAGGAAGAACUUGGUAGCACAAAUCCUUUUUUGGAAUUAGCUGUUCCCAAAGAAAGAAGUUUCCCAGACAAACCUGGCGUCACAUAUCAGUCGUUGGCAGAAGCUGCUUCUAAGGAAAAUAACUUGCCAGAAAAACCCUUGCCUGCAUAUUCGUCUUUGGCAGAAGCUGUACCUGAUGAAAAGAUAUCUCUGGAAGAACCUGAUGCAGAAGCUGUUUUUGAUGAAAAUAUCUCAGGCUUUGAAGCUCCAGGUUCUAUGAUAGUAACUGGUCCACACAACAAAGUCUUCCCUGAUGAUUUUGCCGUGGAUAAUUCCUUGGCUGAAGCUGGUUUUCAUGAAAAGAUCCCAGACUCAGAAGCUCCUGUCUCCAUAACAGAGACUGGUCCACACGACAAAACCUUCCCUAAAGAACAUUUUCCUGACGACGAUAUUCUGCCAAAAGAACCUGCUGCUACAUAUCUGGCUUUGGCGGAAGGUAUUCCUGACCAGAAGGUAUUUUUGGACGAUGCCGCACUUCUAUUAUUUGCAGAAGCUAUUUUUGAUCAAAAGUUCUCACCAGAAGUCCCGGAUUCCACAUAUCCUUCUUUGAAAGAACCUGAAAUGCAUGCUGCGCCACCAUCUUUGGUAACCGAUCUUCCUGCUAAAAAUAUUUCGGUGAAAGAAGGUGCAGCGUAUGGUGAACCCUACUCAGCAUCUGAUGUCUCUAUGAAUCAGAAGAGUGGUUUCUUGGAAUCAGAAUCUGCUGAUAGAACAAUUCCCUUUAGUGGUAGUACAUUCAUGAUUUCUUUAGAUACCCGGGAAUCUCUUUCAAAUGGUACAAAUGUUGAACCAGUAAGUAUAUGGAGCAAUGGGGGACUCCUUGGACUUGCACCAUUGAAACCUCCAGUUUUUGCUGAGCCUAAUUCUGCAAGCGAACAUUUACAGAAUGAGAUCAACAAAGCUAGUGUUCUUUCUACAAGGAAGCAGGAAUCAUCGAGCCUAUCUAUUGAAAAUACUGAGAAGAGCUCACUUCCGAUAGUUGUUUCAGAUCCUACAUCUCAACAACACAGUAACAUGCUGAGUCCCUCUCACCUACAGAGCACUGGAACAUCAUUCAGAGUCUUUGGCUUAAGUCAUAGACUAUUCAUGGCUGGGUUUCGUGGAAACUCUUCCUCAACUUGCAAAUUUGAAUCCGUACCUAGUAGUAGCUAUGAUACCAAUGUAGCAGCUACCAGAGACAAGUCUCAACAAACUCUUGGUGACUCGAGCUUUGAGGAGCAAUUGGAUUAUGAAUCAUCUCUCUUUGGCUCGCCUACUUCAUCACCUUUGGUUGAACAUAUGAAAAUAUCAUUCAACCCAAAAGACGCCUCUCCUGUUCCCAAAUUGAAACUGAGAAUCCCAAGCCAAACUCAGUACAAUGGGCAAAAUGCGGAUAUGUUCCCUUCGUUUCAGUUGGUUCCAGAGGCUAGCAACUCUGAUGACGACGACAACAGCGAUACCUUUUGCCAGUCAUCUCCUUGUGUUUCAGACAAUUGUUUGUCGGAUUCUGAGCUGUGGGAAUCUGAUGAAAGCCCUAGAAAAACUGUAUCAAGCUUGGAGCAAGUUGGAGAAAGAAAUAGGCAUGGCGAUAUGGGUUCUUUCUCUGGUUCGUUUCUUGAUCUUCCAUGUUACGAUGCCGUAGAUCAUCAGUCCACAUCUUCAAGACUGGACCAAGAACAAGUACCAGAAUACAAACCAUCUGUCUCAGAGAUCAUCCGUGACUGGCCACCGAACCAACCAAAAAGCAGUCCCAGUAUUGAAGCAAACGAUGACGCAAACACAGUACUGAAGAAAACGCAAGAUCAAUCUCCCGGGCUAUUAGCUACAGAUGACGGUGGUGAAAGAUAAAUCGGUGAUACUGUCAUGAUGAACAUAAAAUCACAGGAAUCUAAUAAUGAUUCUUAUUGGUUAUUGUACAUUCCUUUGUCAUUUCAACUUUCUUGUUCAUGUAAAAAACAAACACUAUUUAUAAAUCAGAAAUUUAAAUUUGACGCUCCUAAAAAAGAUGAUAAAUUAUUUAA
This is a messenger RNA of Capsella rubella, 6538 nucleotides long. Its product is annotated as scar-like domain-containing protein WAVE 5. Bases 135 to 6365 code for a protein of 2076 amino acids. Gene Ontology annotation, cellular component: cytoskeleton. Lineage: Eukaryota; Viridiplantae; Streptophyta; Magnoliopsida; Brassicales; Brassicaceae. The record is from RefSeq and is a predicted model, not a curated record. The transcript has 7 exons. Gene Ontology annotation, biological process: positive regulation of Arp2/3 complex-mediated actin nucleation; actin cytoskeleton organization. Gene Ontology annotation, molecular function: protein kinase A regulatory subunit binding; Arp2/3 complex binding.